Messenger RNA from Nerophis lumbriciformis (worm pipefish), 1151 nucleotides. Its product is annotated as T-cell immunoglobulin and mucin domain-containing protein 4-like. The record is from RefSeq and is a predicted model, not a curated record. Gene Ontology annotation, molecular function: phosphatidylserine binding. Lineage: Eukaryota; Metazoa; Chordata; Actinopteri; Syngnathiformes; Syngnathidae. Gene Ontology annotation, biological process: cytoskeletal rearrangement involved in phagocytosis, engulfment; apoptotic cell clearance.
GACUCAGUACAUGAUCGCUUAAUUCGCAUCAAGCAUUGAUAAUGUUCAGUUCACAGCGGGUGAUGAUCUUCACAAGUUAGAUUCUCGGGUGUUGUCGACAGAGAGAUGGCAGGCCGCCUAAAGUUGCUGCUGAUGAUUUUCGUACCUGCAGUCUGUGGAUCCAUCACAUUAUUGGGCCAUACUGGUCAAAACAUCACUCUGCCAUGCAAGUACGACAUCAAGAGCCAUAAACUAACUCCGGCGUGCUGGGGCCUAGGACCAAUACCAGUGUCAGGCUGCAACGACAAGAUCAUCAGCACCAAUGGGGUAAAAGUCCAAGGAGAAACAAACCGGUAUAAGCUUCUGGGUCCAGUGAGUGGUGGCGACGUUUCCCUGACGAUCCUGAAUGUAACAAAGAGGGACAGCGGAAUAUAUGGCUGCAGGGUAGAGAUUUUUGGUUUGUUUAAUGAUGAAAUACAUUCCAUCCAUCUUAUUGUAAAUGAAGCUCCUCAAAUGACCAGCACCACUUUAAAAACAGGAAUGUCUGCGGAGAAAAUGGCAGCCGGCGUUACAGCAGUUAAUGUCAUCUCUACAGAAACGUCCUUUUCCUACAGCUCAACAGAAACGCUCUACACCUCCACCCAAACCAAUGUCCCGGCGAUUCUGUUCGGGGUGGUGAUCGUUGUCUUGGUCACGGCUGUUGUCAUCGCCAUUAUUGUAGGCAUUCAUUGGAGGAAACUAGUCAAAAUCCGCCAGCAACCACCCGAUGGAGUUUCUGUGAGGCUAAGCUCUUCUUCGUCGUCCCUGCAUCUCUACUAUCAAGCUUCAGCGUUGGAAAACAUCUACCAGAUGGAUGACGGAGAAUAUGACUAUUUACCUUGAAAGUCCCGUCACAUCUAUCAGGGCACCAAGUGUCCAUCAUACAAACAUUACAUUUCAUUUAAAAAAAAAAAAAGGUAUUCUUCUUUUUAUUUGUUUUUUCUAAUAAUUUAAUUGGGUUUUUUUUUCUAUUCAAGUGCAUGUUGUACUCCUAAAUGUAUUUCUCUUUUUUUUUUUGGUUGUAAUUUUUUUCAAGAACUUUAGCCUUAAAACAAAUGUGUUGUGAAUGUUUGGACAAUUUGGACACCUUUGGCUCUCGGAGAAGAAAAUUAAUAAAAUGUGUUCAUAUUUUA